Molecule: messenger RNA, 2568 nt
Organism: Paramisgurnus dabryanus
Lineage: Eukaryota; Metazoa; Chordata; Actinopteri; Cypriniformes; Cobitidae
Gene: themis
Product: thymocyte selection associated
Biological process (GO): T cell receptor signaling pathway
Cellular component (GO): nucleus; cytoplasm
Source: RefSeq, a predicted model, not a curated record
GAUGCUUUGCUUCCUGUUCUUCUGUGUUGUACAGAAUGCAUCACAGUCUUCCUUUAACUUUACAAUUCUGAGUUAAACAGACAUCUGGAGGGGAUUAAGACCAUUUAGAGAUCUGGUUUUCUUUAACCCUAUAACGGCUUUAUGGACAAAAGCGGAUCGUAACCUCGGCUCUCAGCUGUGUGUGCUGAGUUUGAUAAGUGUGUUUGUUCGGAGAAGAUCAUGGCUUUAACACUGCAUGAAUUUACACAGUCUGUAAAGGCUAAAGCUUUACCCAGGGUGCUACAGAUCCAGUCAGGAGUCUACUGUCAAGGAUGUGUUUAUGAGAUGUUUGGAAGAGAAUGCUCUCUGUCGACCGGAGAUCUGCUUAAAAUCAUUGACAUCACCAUCAUGGGAUUUUCUGCCCUGAGCUCCAGCAACACAAAGCUCGACCUUCCAUUGGAAUAUCCAGGUCUGUUUAAACUGAUAGCUGACAGUCAGCCGUACCGGAGCGUAGAAGAAAUCGUGCAGUCGGUGAAGAUCAGCUCUCACAGACUGGGUCAUCCGGUGUUCCUCACAUUCUCAGAGAUAAAGCUUUCACACGGUCUCAUAAAAGAGCGAGAGAGUUUUAAAAUCACAGCUGUCACCCACCAUCAGCCGGACGGAGGCCGUGUGGACUGUGUGCUGCUUCAUAGAGAACCAAAGUUCUGCUUCAGUCUGAGUUUCUCUCAGCAGGGCGACUUCAUCGAGUGUCAGGAUGAUCAGUUUUACACACUGAAGGAGAUCGCCGACUGGAAGAUCUCGAAAGGCAGGAGAAGAUCUGUUUGUGAGGUCAAAACUCUGCUCAAGAAAGAUUUCUUAUUUUCCGGUUUAUUGGAGAACGUGUGUGGAGAGCUAAUAUUAACUCCUGUAUAUGAGCUGAAGGCUAUUACAAAGAUUAGCGAGAACGUUUUGCUCCUCGCAUCAAAUCUGGACGUGGAGGUGAUGGAUGUUACGGAGCAGUUCAAUUGCGACUCUUUUCAAACAGUCCAGCAUUUUUCACUGAAGGAUGUGUUUGAAAGUCCUGCCGAGUUCUUCCCGGUCGUGGCCGAGCUGUCGUGUGGAAAUUCAUUCAAGCUGUCACUAGAGCUGAAGUCUCUGUUUCACUCCAAACAGGUGAUCAUUCAUCACGCUUACCGUUCAAAACGAAUACUGGCCUCAGAAAUGUGCAGCGAAUCUCCAAGACACUUUCUCAUUCCCGAGUCCUACAACGGACGCUUGAAACGCAGGCCACGCCAGUUUCCCACAGCCUACGAUCUGGAGCGAGCUCGCAGCGAGACGGAGGAGAUACGCGUGGUGGCCACCAGAGAGUUUGAGUCCACGUACGAUGGACUCUCUUCUGUUCAAGCCAGAGAUCAGUUUGUGGUGACUAAAGGAAAGAGUCGUGUGAUUUCACAUGAUGGGACAGAGAAGUUAGUGGAUGCGUUUGAAUGUCUAAAGGUUACAGAGAAAAGUAAGGGGGUCGAAGUGAAGGAGUCUGUGCGACUCCCUAUGUGUUUGGAGGGUGGAUUUGUGGAGCUGGUCAGCGACAAACGUCAGUAUACCAUCACAGAGGUAUGCCGAUGGUUCCCUCUGCCCUUCAAUGUCAAUGUGUCGAUGAGGGACCUCUCUCUGAAGCUUGACACUCUGGCUGGAGUACCUGGUCUGCACAUUGAGGAGGAGAUCUCUGAUCCCUGUCUUCUUAUUUCAACCACGGAUCUCUCCGAGCUGAUGGAAGUGCCGGUAAAUCGUACAGACUUGACCCUUAGAAUUAAAGAGCGGUGGACUGGUGAGAGUUUAGCGUGUAAUGGAAUAUCAUCCAUAGAGGAGAUCUCAGAGGACUCUUACUUCAGCCUGAGAAGAUACGCUGUCGCUACGGUGACACCUCCUCCUAGACCUCCAAAAAAGCCAAAGGAUCCUCCUCCACGCCCUCCCAGGACCUUCUUAUCCACGUCUGAGCAGAUCAACGCUGAAGGUACCAUCUGUUCUCAAAAGAUACAGAUGUUGACUACAUCAGGAGCACAAUCACAGUAUAACACAUCUGACAACACGCAGAUUCUUCACAUUGAAACUUCUGAGCAAGAUGACUCCACACAAUGCAGUGACUCCAAACAUGAAAAUGACAAACAGACUCUCAUCAUUCAUAAACCAACCCUAACACUUGCUAAGGGCCGAAGUCUGGACAACAUAGCCACCGCAAGAACUGCGGACGAGGACGAUGUGCACGAUUAUGAAUACAUAGAUGAGGCUCAGCUUGACAACAUCAGAAGGACGUGUUAUGAUCAACCUGUUAGCACAUGUGUGAAAACAAAACCUAGUCAUACAAUAUAAAUACACUAUAGAGACGGAAACAUAACACAUGACUAAUAAAACUCAACAUUAUUCACACACAAGUGUAUUUAGUAGUCUGCAGAAUAAACACGAAUAAUUUAUUUUAUGGACGUUUAGGUCUUGAUCUUAAUAUGACCAAAAAGAUCUUGUUAGACGUGAGUGACUGUAUAAAAUUACUGUAAAACAUCUUGUCUGACACAAUGAGAUUUAUGCUGAGCCUUUAAUAAAUUGGUAAACAAUAUA